Molecule: messenger RNA, 6963 nt
Organism: Cicer arietinum (chickpea)
Lineage: Eukaryota; Viridiplantae; Streptophyta; Magnoliopsida; Fabales; Fabaceae
Product: chromatin modification-related protein EAF1 B-like
Cellular component (GO): NuA4 histone acetyltransferase complex
Source: RefSeq, a predicted model, not a curated record
GCAAAAAGCCCUCUUUGUCUGUGAAUCAUCGUCUUCAUUCCAUUCAUGUCCCAAUCCUCAAAGCCCACACCACUCUCUCUAGCAGAGGUCGCAUAGUUUCUCUUUCUCUCACCUCGAACACGAACAAAAACAAAAUCAAUUAACAAAAUCACCCUUUCUUCUUCAACUUCUAGAGAGAGAGAGAGAAAACACACAAAACAUAACCCCAAUUUUCCCAACUCUUAUAGAUUCCAUGGCUCGCAUUUCUUGCACAACGUUAGGUUUUAAGGCUAAUUCGACGUUGUUUUGUUGAACACAAAGAGAUACCCUGUUUAAUUUUUUUUUACAAAACCCUAGAAAGUGAUUCCGAGUUGGGACGUGUGUUGAAUUGUGCCCUAGUUUCCAAUUUCAGCGACUAUUUUAUGCGUUCAGGUUCUGUAUUAUAUGGGAAGUGAAGCUCUUAGGUAUUAAGGGCGGGAAUGCAUGGAUGUAACUCCGGAUCUGUUCAUGUUGUAAAUGCUGAGGUUGAUUCCAUGGGAGGUGUUGUGGACGGCGGAGUUGGUAUAGGUUUGAAAACCUCUCCGCGCCGUGCAGCAAUUGAGAAGGCUCAAGCAGAGCUCAGACAGGAGUAUGAUGUUCGUGAAGAAAGAAGAAGGGAGCUAGAAUUUCUGGAAAAAGGUGGGAACCCUCUAGACUUUAAGUUAGGGAAUGCUGCUUCUGUUAGUGUUCAGUCUACUUCGCUUACCGAUCAACAUCAAGAACAGUUUGUGACCAGUGAAGCCAAAGGUAGUUUUGUAUUGACUGCCUCCCCUCACGGGGACUCUGUUGACAGUAGUGCUAGACCAGGAGCUCCUUCUAUCAGUGAGCCAAAUACUGCUGAUAACCUCUUACUUUUUGAUGGUGAGAAUGAGUUGCCUGAAGGAGAAAAACGAUUUUUACAUUCAAAUAAGAGAAAUAAUAUUGUUCCAUCAGAACAGUCUUCUCAAAUUGGUGGGAGUCAAAAUGCUAAAGAGACUGAAGAUUCUGCUAUUGUCCGCCCAUAUGCACGGAGGAACAGAUCCAAAACAAAUCAUGGCCCUCGGGGGAGUUCAAGGGAUGGGAAAGGUUUGUUAUCGGAUACAAACAAACAAAAGGAUCACAAUGUGCCAUCUGUUUCUAAGCCAAAACAUAUUAGUUUAUGUUGUCGGAUAAUUGGUAAAGAUCCAACAACAAAUAAUCCAUUGGAUAAUGAAUUUGUGGACCUUCGUGCUCAUCAACCAAAUAGUGUUAGUGCCAGUGUUGCUGCAGACAAAUUAGAUAUUACGUCGAAUAGAAUCUUCAAAGAAGGACAACGUAUUGUAACUUCUCAGGAUGAUACUGUACAGAACCGACUUGUCUUGGCUUCUGGCAAAGCUAGUGCCGUUGGAGAAAGGAACAUGGGAGGUUCUGGUGUACUUGAGCCUUCACCAUGUGUAGCUGCUACACAACCAGGAGAUGAAUCUUGUCCUGGUCAGACAAAUGGUUUUGGCAACAUGAAAGUGGACAGGAAAGGUGCACCAACCGAAGACCAAAAUAGCAGUGUUGCAUUAGGCAUGAAGAGGUUUGAUCCGGAGUCCUGUUCUGCACAAACUAGUUUAGCUAGAGAUGUAAAUAAUGAUACUGAUAUCUGUACUAAUACAAAAUAUGCUGAUGCAAAUGGUAAUACUUUGGAACAACCAUUGUUUGAGAAGAAACCAAGUUCCACUGGUUAUGAAGCUAUAAAAGAAACAAGUAAGACCAACACUGGUGAAAGUGGGGCUACUGUUAACAAUGAACAUUCUGCUGGUUAUGUAAACCAUUCUGGUAGUGGUAGUAUGAUAAAACACGAGGAAGACAUCAAUAUAAAUAGUUCUUGCAUGCCAAACAAAUUGAAUGAUUCUUCCAGUAUUAGUGGACUGCAUAACAAUGACAGUACCAUAUUGAAGGCUGAUAAAAUGGAAAGUGUUGUCAUGGUGGAUAAUUCCAAUUCUGCCAAGGAAGACAGCGUUGAAAGGCUUCAAGUUUCUAAGGAUUUGUCAAUUUCAGCAACUCCUAAAACUACUGUGUCUGAAAAGCCUACUACUGCUGUGUCUAACUGUCAACCAUGUUCUCCGCACCAUGUGAAGUUAGCAGACAAGGCUCAUGAUGAUUCUAUUUUAGAUGAGGCUCGAAUUAUAGAGGUUAAGCGGAAGAGGAUUAUGGAGUUAUCUGUUCGCACAUUACCCUCACCGAUCCUCCGAAAGUCUCACUGGGAUUUUGUCUUAGAGGAAAUGGCAUGGUUGGCAAAUGAUUUUGCACAGGAGCGGCUUUGGAAGGCAGCUGCUGCUGCCCAACUCUGUCAUCAGGCAUCUUUUACUUCUCGGUUAAGAUUUGAAAAACAAAACAAGAAUCUGGAGAUGAAAAUUUUGUCUCACACCAUGGCAAAGGCUGUCAUGCAGUUUUGGAAUUCAGUUGAGCAACUUCUUGACAAAGAUGUUUCUGACCAUAAUUGUAUUGGUGGUUCAGUUGAAGAGAAAGUUGAUUCAAAUGAAGCUUUUAGGGACAAGCGGAAAAAUUCCCAAAUGGAAACAGGCAACUACCUGGAGGGACAAAAUCCCAGAAAUUUUUUGGCACUCAAAGUCCAUUCCUAUGCUUUGAGGUAUUUAAAGGAUAGUAGGUCUCAUGGAAUUUCCUCUCAAGCAGAAGCACCGACAACACCUGAUAAGAUAUCUGAUUCGGGAACUGUGGACAUGUCAUGGGAGGAGCAUCUUACAGAAGAAAGUCUUUUCUACACAGUUCCUCCCACUGCCAUGGAAACAUACAGAAAAUCCAUUGAAUCCCAUUUCCUACAGUUCGAGAAAACUGGUAGUAGCAUUCAAGAAGAAGUGGAAACAUCGAUAUAUGAUACUGCAGCAGUGUUUGCGGGUGAAGAGGUUGCAUAUGAUGAGGAUGAAGGAGAAACCAGCACUUAUUAUUUGCCUGGUACCUAUGAGGGUAGACGAUCAUCAAAAUCUGUACAGAAGAAGCACAAAAACAGAAUAAGGUCUUACACUCAUAGGUCCAGUGAAAUUGGAACUGAUUUGCCUUAUGUGCACUAUUCAACUGGAGCUCAUCCGUCCACACUAUUUGGAAAAAGGCCUGCUAAUUUAAACGUUGGUACUAUACCAACAAAACGCAUGCGUACAGCUUCUCGGCAAAGAGUUGUGAGUCCUUUUGCAGUGGUCACCGGGACAGUACAGGCUCAAGCUAAGACAGAUGCUGCUUCAAGUGGAGAUACCAAUUCCUUUCAGGAUGACCAGAGUACUUUACAUGUUGGAUCACAGUUCCAGAAAAGUAUGGAGGUGGAGUCGGUUGGAGAGUUUGAAAAGCAAUUACCAUAUGAUUGUGGUGAAACAUCGGUUAAAACAAAGAAAAAAAAACCCAAGACUCUGGGUUCUGCUUAUGAUCAGGCAUGGCAGUUGGAUUCUGUUGUUCUAAGUGAACAGAGAGAUCAUUCCAAGAAGAGAUUGGAUCACUUUGAAUCCAAUGGAAAUAGUGGUUUGUACGGGCAACAUAAUGUGAAGAAGCCGAAGAUGACAAAACAAUCACUUGAAACUUUCGACAAUAUUUCUCCGAUAAAUAAUUCUAUUCCCUCCCCAGCUGCUUCACAAAUGAGUAACAUGUCCAAUCCAAGUAAAUUUAUUAGAAUCAUUAGUGGACGUGAUAAGGGAAGGAAAGCCAAAGCACUUAAGAAUUCUGCUGGACAGCCUGGUCCUGGAAGUCCUUGGUCACUAUUUGAAGAUCAGGCUCUUGUUGUCUUGGUUCAUGAUAUGGGUCCGAACUGGGAGCUUGUAAGUGAUGCCAUCAACAGUACUUUACAAUUCAAGUGCAUCUUUCGGAAGCCAAAAGAAUGCAAGGAGCGUCACAAGAUUUUAAUGGACAAAAGUGCUGGGGAUGGUGCUGAUAGUGCUGAAGAUUCAGGGUCUUCUCAGUCAUACCCUUCUACAUUACCUGGAAUUCCAAAGCAGGGUAGUGCCAGGCAGUUGUUUCAACGUUUGCAAGGGCCGAUGGAGGAGGAUACACUGAAGUCUCAUUUUGAUAAAAUUAUCAAGAUUGGGCAGAAGCAACGUUACCACCGGAAUCAGAAUGAUAACCAGGAUUUAAAACAACUAGCACCAGUUCAUAAUUCACACGUGAUUGCUCUUUCACAAGUUUGCCCAAACAACUUGAAUGGAGGACUUUUGACGCCACUUGAUCUUUGUGAAACAAAUGCAACAAGCCCAGAUGUCCUAUCUCUUGGGUAUCAAGGUUCUCAUGCUGGUGGUUUACCAUUACCAAAUCACGGUUCUGUACCCUCAGCCCUUCCUUCAUCUGGGUUAAGCUCUUCUAACCCACCGCCUUCUGGUAUGAGUCUUGGAAAUAACUUGUCAUCUUCAUCUGGCCCAAUGGCAGCCUCUGUCAGAGAUAGUAGAUAUGGAGUUCCAAGAGGUGUGCCAUUAUCUGUUGAUGAACAGCAGAGAUUACAACAAUAUAAUCAGUUGAUAUCCGGGAGAAAUAUGCAGCAGUCUAGCAUAUCAGUUCCUGGAUCUCAUUCAGGAAGUGACCGUGGUGUUCGCAUGCUGUCUGGUGCGAAUGGUAUGGGCAUGAUGGGGGGGAUUAACAGAAGCAUUGCAAUGUCAAGGCCAGGGUUUCAAGGAAUGGCAUCAUCAUCUAUGCUUAGUUCUGGAGGAAUGCUCUCGUCUAGUAUGGUGGGGAUGCCAAGCCCUGUAAAUAUGCACUCUGGAAUUAGUGCUGGACAAGGAAACUCAAUGCUGAGGCCUCGUGAUACUGUACAUAUGAUGAGGCCUGGCCAUAAUCAAGGACAUCAAAGGCAAAUGAUGGUUCCAGAACUUCCAAUGCAGGUCACCCAAGGGAACAGCCAAGGCAUUCCUGCUUUUAGUGGGAUGAGUUCUGCUUUUAAUAGUCAGACAACUCCCCCCUCUGUUCAGCAAUACCCAGGACAUGCCCAGCAACAGUCUCAUGUCAGUAACCCCCAUCCCCAUCUUCAAGGUCCCAAUCAUGCUACAAAUUCACAACAAGCCUAUGCAAUCCGAUUGGCAAAGGAAAGGCAACUGCAGCAGCAGCGUUAUCUUCAGCAGCAGCAACAACAGCAACAGCUUGCUGCGACAAAUGCAUUGAUUCCUCAUGGUCAGACACAGACCCAACUUCCCAUAUCAUCACCUCAGCAAAAUAGUUCCCAGUCCCAAUCACAAAAUUCAUCUCAGCAAGUGUCUCUUUCCCCUGUAACACCGUCAUCUCCUUUGACUCUGAUAUCAUCUCAGCACCAACAGCAGAAACAUCAUCUACCACAACCUGGGUUCAGUAGGAAUCCUGGUUCUAGUGGGCUGGCUAGUCAAGCAGUCAAGCAACGGCAACGGCAGCCACAACAGCGGCAGUAUCAACAGCCUUCUAGACAGCAUCCUAAUCAGGCACAGCAUGCACAGCCUCAACAGCAAGCUAAACUUUUGAAGGCAAUAGGAAGAGGGAACACGUCGAUCCAUCAAAACAAUUCUGUGGAUCCUUCUCAUAUAAACGGAUUAUCUGUAGCUCCAGGAAGUCAAACUGUUGAGAAAGGGGAUCAAAUAAUGCAAAUGGUGCAAGGUCAAAGCUUAUAUCCUGGAUCUGGCUUAGAUCCAAAUCAACCAUCAAAGCCAUUGGGUCUUGCUCAUCCUUCCAAUCAUUCCCAGAUGCAGAAGAAGCUACAUUCUGGAUCAACCAGCACUUCAUCAAAGCAACUUCAGCCAAUGGUAUCUCCUUCUGACAGUAACAUCCAAGUUCAGGUUUCACCGGUAACUUCAGGUCAUAUAACAUCACCAACUCAGACUACUGUUGUUACUUCCAACCAUCAUCAACUGCAGAUACCAUCUCAGCCGCAGUCUAAUCAAACACAGUCAAAUGUUCAGAAAACAUUGCAACAAAAUUGUCUUGUGCAUUCUGAGUCUUUAACCAUGUCUCAAUCAGAUUCACUUAAAAUGGAUCAGCAACCUGGAAAUAGUGCUUCUCAAGUCAGUACAAGCAGUUCAAUGUCUCAGGGUUCUAUGGAUUCAGCUAGUGUGUCAACAGUUGCUCCUAAUGUAUCUUCUCAGCGGAAAACAUCAGAACCACCAUUUGAUUCUGCCAUGCCCAAUCCAGUUACUAAAGUGAGCUCUUUGGGGAGCACAACUGUUGGAAAUUCAGCUUCAAAUGAGCCACCGAUUGUUAAUCAAGGGAUGGGUCCACGACAAUUAUCGGCUAAUAUGCAUUCUCAUGCACAUAAUUCUGGUGCACAAUGGCAGCAUCAGUCUUUGCCUCUGAAACAACAGUCUUCAUUGGAACCAAACCUAUCUCAACCGUCAUGCCAACCACCGGAACAACAGGAGCAGGAGGUACAUUUUCCCAAAGAUGUGGCUUUACAACAUCAACCUCAGCAACAAGCACAGCAUUUACAACCAGGACAGAGCAGUUUGCUUAUCCAUCCACCUAACUCUAAAGUGGAAUGAUGACUUCUGAUGGAUGGAGCAGCUGUUAGUUUGCUCGGUUCUGUCAGGACUAGAAUUCGUAGGCCCUUUUGUCAGCACUGUACAGAUGAAGCUGGUCAUUCAUGUGGGCUUUGGGAUAUGGAGACGGACUUCCAUUGUUUACUGCAGGUCCUUUAAAAUGAUUAACAAAAUUUAUAUUGGUAGGCAUUGCAUGCUUUAUUCUUGUUUCAAAAGUCUUGUAUAUUACCACUGUUCUUAGAGGGUUUUCUCCCAUUUCUUUUUUUUGGAAAGAGACGAAGAUAGAUGUAUUUGUACAGGGUCGUCUCUUAUUUCCUUGUACUCUCCCCCCCUCUUUUUUGUCUUGUUCUCCAUGCCCUUGUGUAGAGCAACACUGUUAGAUUAGCUUAUGUAUUAUUACCCUGUUAGAUUAUUGGGAUAGCAAUAUUUUUUGAGCAAAAUCCAAUUCAAAGUUUUGUGAAUACAAUCUUUCUGAGAUAUGCACCAGGCGAUUGGGUGUUUAUUUUCUCGAUAA